Messenger RNA from Neoarthrinium moseri, 957 nucleotides. RefSeq lists its product as uncharacterized. The transcript has a single exon. Bases 1 to 957 code for a protein of 318 amino acids. Lineage: Eukaryota; Fungi; Ascomycota; Sordariomycetes; Amphisphaeriales; Apiosporaceae. The record is from RefSeq and is a predicted model, not a curated record.
AUGGAGCCAGUCCCCGAGACCGAGAGCCUGGAAAACUUCCAGUCCUCUCCCCUGCCCACGUUACGGCUUCAGCAGCCUAGGGCCAUUUCUACACGCGACUUCGAGUUCAAUCGCAAGCCUCCGACAGUCAGACGGUCUACUGAACCGACGUCGCCGAGCUCGCCGGCUUGGGCCACCCCGCCGGCGUUGUCUCUGCCAUAUCGGCCGAGGACAACGUCGCCGCUGUCAGGUACCCACACGAGAUCCAAGUCCGCUGCGAGUCUUGCUCCUCCCAGCAUGUCGCGCACGAGAUCUAUGCCCGGCUUUGAUGUUGCCGGUCGCUUGUCAUCACCUCUGCUCCGUCCAGAAAGCCCGUCGGGAUCCCCUAAUAGAACGAGACAGCGUCGAAAGCCCGCUGAUGAGGCGUUCCCGCCCACGUCGCCUAUCCGUUCGUCAGUCCUGGAGAGCAGCGAGAGGUUACAGCACGAAGGGGCAGCCCUCGGUCAUCGGCGGACCGAGUCCCCUCUGCGACACGCCAUACCCAUCCCUCCCGCUUCGCAGGCAACUACGUCUCUGCCCUCGACGCCGUCGUCCGUUGCCACGUCACCGUCGUACCGGUACGAUAUGAAUUCCGGUGGCUACAAUUUUCCGUCUUAUUAUCCGCCAUCCUCGGUGCCAUCCACUCCUACGUCGAUCAGAUCUCGGAGCCCCAGUAUCUCUAGCUUGGAAACUAUUCCAGACUCUCCAGACGCUGAAGAGGCUGCAUUGGAAGAUGAGCGGAUGGCAAAGCUGCGAGCAGCGGCCGAAGGCUCAGACGGGGAGGACUCUUCUGGUGAAUCCAAGGGUAGGAACAGUGCAGACCUGCAACCGCGCGGCAGAACACUGGGUCUGGGUUCCAGAGACAAGCGGAAGCGGUGGAGUGUUUGCGGUGCCGAGAGGAGAGGCGACAUUGACCUCGAGACGAUUUGGGAGGACUGA